CCUCCAAAAAAAAAAAGGUUGACUAGGCCAACAUCCCUGGAAAAGCGAAGACGAUCAUGCCUCGUCCUAGGCAUAAUACGACCUCUUUGCCUCGAAAUCUCCGCGAGGAGCUGGGUAUCCGCGAUACGUACGGUGACCGGCAAAAGCGCAACGGACCCGGCGCCAGAAAAGAUCGGCGGAAAGAAGAACGGUUAUCGAAGAGACAGCGCGGGGGACCUAAAAGAGGUUCUCGGCGGCCAUACGAGGAGGAGGAGGAUAAUGAUGAUGAUGACGCAUUUGAUGGGUUUGACGAUGAGGACGAUGACGACAACGAAGACGAUGUUGCGGCUACCAUGGCCAAAUUGAAGCAGAAGAAGGAGGCUGCGAAGGCUGCUCCCGAAAAGGCGAAGAAAAAAGCGCAGACGGCGGACAAGGAUACUGAUAUGGCGGUUACCCCGCGGCCAAUCUCUAAAACGGUCAAGGCGAAGCUGGACGAGGACGAUGCUGAAAUCGCUGCGUUGGAAAAGAAACUGGGUCUUAAGAAGGGCAAGAAACUUCCCAAGUCUUUUGAGGAAGAUGGGCUGGGCGACCUUUUGGGGGAUCUGGAUGAAGGGUCCGAUGAUGAGAACCGCAAACGCAAGCGGGAGGCCGACGACUGGCUACGCAACAAGCGGAGAAAGGCGCAGGGAUUGCUCGCAGAAGACGAGGGUGAUUCGGAGGAAGACAGUGAGAUGGGCAGUGAGGUCGGGCUGGAUGGCUUCGACGAGGAUGAAGAGGAUGACGAAUCUCUCGGCGACUUCGACGAGGACGAGGAACUGGAAGAUGAUGAGGAUGAGGAUAUGGACGGCAUGGACCUUGACGAGGAAGAAGAGGAAGAGGAACCUGCUCCCAAGAGAAAGGAAAAUCCAUAUGUGGCUCCGGUUCAAGAGCCCAGUGGAACUCAACCACAAAAAUACAUUCCUCCCUCUCUUCGUGCUAAAAUGUCUUCAGAGUCCGAGAGUCUUGUACGUCUUCGGAGACAAGCUCAAGGACACCUGAAUAAGCUGUCUGAAGCCAACAUGAUUUCUAUUUUGGCUGAGUUCGAGAAGCUGUAUCGUGAUUAUCCCCGUGGAGAGGUCACCUCCACCCUCAUCACGCUCUUGUUUGGACUGAUCUGCGAACGAUCUGCUCUGUCAGAUACCUUCAUCAUCCUGCAUGCGGGUUUCAUUGCGGCGGUCUACAAAGUGAUGGGCAUGGACUUCGGCGCCGAGAUUGUGCAGAAGAUUGUGGAAACAUUCGAUGCUCGCGGAGAUGAACGAGGCACGUUCGCGGGCAAGGAGACAAUCAACCUGAUUGCCCUUCUUUCUCAGCUGUAUAACUUCCAUGUCAUUUCCAGCACCUUGAUGUUCGAUUACAUCCGGCUGUUCCUGCAGGACAUCACAGAGGAAAACACCGAGCUUCUCCUGAAGAUUAUUAGAAACUCCGGUCCUCAACUCCGCCAAGACGACCCAUCCUCUCUCAAAGACAUUGUGCUGCUCAUCCAGCCGGCUGUAGCCAAGGCCGGUGAAGCUUCUCUCUCUGUACGUACCAAGUUCAUGAUCGAAACCAUCACCGACCUCAAGAACAACCGCUUGAAAGCCGGCGCCGGUCCCAACCUAUCCUCCGAACACAUCACCAAGAUGCGCAAGAUUCUGGGCUCGCUCAACAACACGCGAGUGAUCCGCGCCUCCGAACCCAUCAGUAUCUCCAGAGAGGACAUCCACAACUCGACCAAGAAGGGUAAGUGGUGGCUCGUCGGCGCAAGCUGGCGCGAGGAUCCGCUCGAGUCCGCCCGUCAGGAGCUCUCCAAUAUCUCCCAGCAGCAACAAGCUCAAACAGAGUUCAACGACGAAAGUGACGGUGAGCCCGACUGGGUCAACAUCGCCAAAGCGCACCGGAUGAACACGGACGUCCGCCGCUCUAUCUUCGUGGCCAUCAUGUCCGCCACGGAUUAUCAGGACGCUCACGUACGCCUGCUUAAACUCCGACUCAAGCGCGCCCAGGAGUUCGAAAUACCCCGCGUGCUGACUCACUGCGCCAUGGAGGAGGCUGCGCACAAUCCUUACUACACGCUGAUUGCCCGCCGGCUGUGCGGUGAGAUGGGUCGCCGCAUUAAGGUCUCAUUCAUGUACACCCUGUGGAAUAUCUUUAAGCGCAUGGGUGAGCAUGGCGACAUGCAGGACGACGAUGAUUCUGACGGCGGGUUCGGUGACGAAGAGGACGAGAACAAUAAGAUUGAGAUGAAGUCCAUUGUCAACCUGGCGAAGAUGUACGCCUCGCUGGUGGUGGACGGAACGUUGAAUCUGGGCAUUCUCAAGAUUUUGAACUUCGCGUAUCUACAGCCAAAAAGCAAGAUGUUUGUGGAGUUGUUGUUGAUUAGCAUAAUCCAGCAGUCCCAGCAGCAGAACAAGAAGAAAAAGCGCGGAAGCAAGAAGAGCAAGAAUGGCGGCGACGAGGAUGAUAACGAGGGUUCUGGCCGGGAUGAGAAGGCGCUCAUGGAGAUCUUCUUGCGUGUCAAAGAAACGCCGCAGAUUGCGAAGGGCCUGAUCUUCUUCCUGCGGAAGGUGGUUGCCAAGACGGAUGUUGUGCCGUCUGGCAAAGAUAUGAAGCAGGUGAAAUGGGGGUGCACAGUUGCAGUGGACGCACUGAAAAUCGUGGUGAAGGAUGCUGGUGGUGAUUAAAAUCAGCUACUAAGAUACGUUUCUUCUGCUGGCUGGCUUAGGUGCAUUUGGCGUUAGCAAUCAGGUUAGCAUAAGAAGGGAUAGGGCCAAGA
Molecule: messenger RNA, 2770 nt
Organism: Aspergillus saccharolyticus JOP 1030-1
Lineage: Eukaryota; Fungi; Ascomycota; Eurotiomycetes; Eurotiales; Aspergillaceae
Product: MIF4G domain-containing protein
Exons: 2
Coding region: 57-2678 (873 amino acids)
Biological process (GO): ribosomal small subunit biogenesis
Cellular component (GO): nucleolus
Molecular function (GO): RNA binding; protein binding
Source: RefSeq, a predicted model, not a curated record